AUGGAUUUCGUUGUCGACAACAGUUGGAUUGUUCCAUAUUCGCCACUUACUUCGAAAACGAUCAAGACACAUUGCAACGUUGAGUAUUGCAAUUCAGUAAAGUCCAUAAAAUAUAUUUGCAAAUAUGUCACGAAAAACAGCGAUAUGGCGGUUUUUGGCAUCCAAUCUUUCAAUACCAAUGUGAACUGCAAUGAAGCGAUUUGGCGUAUAUUCGCAUUACCUAUUCACGAAUGUCGUCCUAUUAUUGUGCAUUUGGCGGUGCAUCUGGAGAAUGGUCAACGAGUAUAUUUCACGGCUUCGAAUACUGUUCAACGUGCUGAAACACCUCCAGCGACAACAUUGACCAGUUUCUUCGCGAUCUGCCAAAGCGAUCCAUUUCCACGAACUUUGCUUUACUGGGAGGUCCCAAGUUAUUAUACUUGGAAUUUUCAACGACGGAAGCAAGGCGAUACGGUUCCUGGUUAUCCGGAUGUGCGUAAUACUGACGCUCUUGAUCGUAUGUAUACAGUUGAUCCAAAGAAUGAUGAAUGCUUCUAUUUGCAGUUGUUGCUGGUAAAUGUGCGUGGGCCAACGUCAUUUGAGUGA
Hermetia illucens (black soldier fly) is the source of this 585-nucleotide messenger RNA. RefSeq lists its product as uncharacterized. Bases 1 to 585 code for a protein of 194 amino acids. The transcript has a single exon. NCBI's taxonomy places the organism in Eukaryota, Metazoa, Arthropoda, Insecta, Diptera, Stratiomyidae. The record is from RefSeq and is a predicted model, not a curated record.